AAACCAGGGGACAGUGGGGUUUCUGUUGUUGUCCUGUCUCUCCUGGCGUCCUGCUUCCCUUCAUCCACUCUCUUCUUUUUCUCCUCCUUUCUCUCACGCUCCCGGUGGAGUUGGGACUUUUCCUCGGCAAAGUCCUGCCAGGUCCGCAGCGUCCGUCCAUUUUUUGGGGGGGAGCUCCAACAGAAGCCAGAACCAUGCUGAGAGUUUUGUCGCUGGCGUCAGUAGUCCUCCUGGGAAUAGCACCCCAGGCAUCCCAGGCCAUUACUGUUUACACCAGCUGGGAGCGCCAUGCCCUGGUGGGCUCAGACGUCAGACUGUCCUGCACCUUCUUCUCCUGGCGCUUUGUUUCUGAGGAUGUUUCCUUUACCUGGAGAUACAGAGCAGACGGCUCACGGGACGCCGUCUCUAUCGCCCACUACGCCGGUGGUGAGGCCUACACUGACAACAAAGGCGUGUUCAAGGACAGGGUGGAGUUCGUGGGGAACCCGAAACGUCGUGAUGGCUCCAUCCUGAUCAAAAACUUGGAUUUCAGCGACAACGGCACCUUCACCUGCGACGCCAAGAACCCCCCUGACAUUGUGGGGCGGCCCUCCAGCGUCCGGCUGCUGGUCUUUGAGAACUUACCCAUCCAAGCGGGUGUGAUCACGGGGGCCAUCAUCGGUGUGGUGCUGGGCCUGCUGGUGCUGAUUGUGGUCAUCUACUACCUAAUGAGGUUCCUGGUGGCGCGUCGCGUCUUCAGCCUUAGCGUCAGCAAACAUGGCAAGAAAAAGAAAGAGGGAUCACAGCAGAGACAGGGCCCCGUGCCUCCUGCUGACCCCUCCAAGGUGAAGGCGGCCGCCUCGGAAAAGAAGAAGCAGGAGUCUCGCAAGGAUAAGAAAUAGGAUACGGGGCAGGGCUGGGGCGGGCUGCUCCAGCCCCUGCGCCAGGUACUGGCGGCGAAGGUCCGACCCGACCAGAAACAGCAGCAAACCAUCAUCAAGGGGGCGGAGAGGGAGGGUGGAGGCGGCGGCGAAGAGGGUUCCAGUCGGGUGCUUAUGACCAUUGAGCUGGAGCUGACCCGGCAAAACGGGGAGGAAGGUUCCGGUGGUGAGGCAGGGACCAAGAGGUCGGCGCUGCCGCCGCCGCCGCCGGGCCUCCUCUCCCGUCUUUCCGAAUGGUUCACCUUCAAAUAACAAGAGAGUUAAACCACAAACCUACUUUACAUCCAGCACUACAGCACCUGAGUCUCUGAAUAAAUAUAUUAAAUCAUAUCUGCUCUUGUCACAGAAUGUAGACACUACUACUGUACGUGGGCCCAGAUGUCACGAUAAUCUCUAACACGGGCCCGGCUCCCUGACUGCUUUUGUUAGGUCAUAAGAUAUGCCAUUUGAAGCGAGACCCCGAGACGGCCCGGGCUUGAUAACAAAAUCUAAAAAGGCUGCUCCCUGGCUUUUGCCUCUCUGGCUCCUUUCAUUGUGAUCCUAUCCACUGAAAAAGCUUUUUCUCUCAGUGCGUCCGAUACGCAUCACAAGUCCCUGGCUGCGGGGACAAGCCAAUUUGCUCUUUUUUUCCCUUUUCUUUCCAGAAGCGAUGUGUCAAACUCCAGCUUUCUCUCCUUACGCUGAUUUCUGAUUUUCUCCCACCCCUUGUCCCUUCCCAUUUCUCCCUCCUAUUCCAAUACAUUUCUGGACGUUCUUGUCAAUUCAAAUUACAGAAGUGAUUUAUAUGCUAACCACUCUGUCCUGUUCUUUCUCUUCCUUCCCCUCUUUUUCUUGCUCCUGUAGUUAAAGGUCUGACUUCUCCAUGACUGCCUCCACUCCUCUAGUCUGCUCCCUCUUUUUCUGCCCAGCCUGAUGCAACCCCCAUUUUUUUCCAUUAUCUGUAUUCUCUCAAGACAGCACUGGCUGUAAGAACAGCCCCCCACCCCACCCCGUAUUUCACCGUGCAACAGUGUCAAAUAAUUUUUACGACGCCUCAUCAAAGACGGCGUUUGCGAUCACUGGGCUAACUGUAAAAGUCUUUAAGGCCCAUCUAUGCACAUAACUCGACAGACCAGCCCUCGUGUGUUUAGGAUCUCCCCCCUUCACUUUAAUGUUUACGACUCAAUCACGUCCACGGAGCGGAGCUGCCAGCGCGCACUGGACUUCACGAAGAGGAAGACCAGUAGCCGGAGAGAAAUAUGAUUCCUGCUCUCAGCCGACGCAGAUAGAAGUUCAAGCCCCGGAGCUCGGAGGUGAUUCAAUCCUCUCGCAUUUGAGCUAAUGGAGGUUGUCGCUGUGUCGCUGCCCGGGCUGGAGGGCUGGAGGGGGUUUAUUUCUGGCCUCCAUCAGAGAGCGCAGGCUUACAGUAACAGCUGCACAUUUUCCAACCAAGAGGGGGGGUUGGAGGUGGAGGUGAUUUAUUUAUUUAUUUAUUUAUCUUCCUUCCCGUUUGUGCCUGAGAGAAAAUCCGCGGCCGGCUCAACGGCCAGUGACUGAGGAACUGGGAUGACGUCACGGCCUCCAGCGGCCGGCGGAUGGACGCUCUCAGGAGUUUUACCGGGAAGAGGUGCAGCUCCCGGGUUAUUUUAGGUCCAGUUAAUCCACUCGCACGUUUCUCCUAAUUAUUUUUCGCGUGUGCUGGUAACAUGAUAUCUCUCACCGCCUCCUCCACUUCAUCUCUGCCCCCAUCUUGGGAAUCAUCUCCCCCCAGUUUCGCUGCCUCUGUCCUCAAUGUCUUUGGCUUCCCUUUAUCUCUUCCCUGUCCUGCCGUCUACCGAGUCCGUGCCGCGUUAUUCCCCCACUGAAAAGGUCUAUACACAAUCCAAUCUACUCUUUAAGCCGCUCCUUAUCUGACUGGCAGGCCUACAGCUCAAUGCUUCACUCUAAUCCGUCCUUCCUCCUCUUCUGCGUCUUCGUUACUCUCUUUUCCAAACUCGGAGGCAGGCGUCUCUUCCGCGCCGUCCUCCAUCUUUGCCAGUGAUUGACGAACAACGCCCUCCCGCUUUGCCCUUCAAACACACCGGAGGCGAGACAUCCAACCCCCCCAAGUCUCAGUUCAACAUCUGCAUUCUGUACCUGUUGUCAUUUAGUACCUGCAAACAAACCAUUCAAAAUACUGAAUUAUAUAUGUAAUGUAUUGUAUCGUUUGCAGAUGACUUCAUAUUUCAACCUUUAUGUCAAUGUACUGCAGACUUUAAUGAAAUAUCAACUCUCACUGACAUUUUGCUGUUAUAUAUUAUUUAUUGGAAUCGUAAAAUCUUACAGUAAAAAUCGGAGUAGGCAAAAUGGACUUAAAGUUUUCCCACAAUUUUUUGUGGUAAUAUAGCAAUAAAAGUGACAAUAAGAACUAUUUAUUGAUUUCUUUUACAGUAUUUAUUACAUUUAUUGUAUUGUAAACAAUAAGAUAAAUACACACCCUUUUUUGAGGGACUUGAGUGUCACAGCGAUUAUAGCAAACAUAUGAUGCCUCAAAAACAUUCCUAUUUGUAAUAUGCUUCUUUAGGUCCCUACUCACAUACAGAAAUGUAAUUUAUGUCAAUAAACUGCGAAUCGUCACAGCAAAUAGUCAUAUUUUCAAAUUUAUUGAUCUUUAUUCAGGCUUUCGGUGGAUAAACUGUGGGAAAAAAUAUUAAAGCGAACAAUCCCAACAAAACAAACUAUUUUAAAGCUUCAAACAUCAUUAACUGGAAUUUAUCAUAGUGAUGAAUCCAAAUUAUUAUCAUAAUAAAACAUGGAUUACGAUAAACAAUACAAUAAAUUUCCUCCCUGACAGUGAACUGCUUCAAAUUAUCAGUUGCCAAAGUAGGUGUGAAACGUCCUGGACCAGAUGGGUCCUUUUGGGUCCAUCUGGUACGAAACCACCCAAACUGCAAAGUUACCAAAUGGCAAAGGUACUAAAUGAUCACCAAUCGCUUCCCUUUUGUCCCUGACCCUGCUGUUCCCUCCUUUUUUUGCUGGUUUGAAAGCUAAACACAUUGCAACGCCCCCUUCUGGCCAAGGAGUAGUCCUGCACUCAAGACGUCAAACAGAAACUUCUCUUUCAAGCCAACUCUCUUCUGGUCGCAAAUGUCCGCGUUUUAUGUAUAUGUGUUUCGUGUUACAGUGUUUAAAAAAUAUAUUUGUUAUAAUUCCAAACAAUGUUUACCAAAGCAGGGAAGAAAUGUAAUAGUACUCUAUAGAAUAUGCCGUUAUAUUUCUGGCCUUGUGUGUUAUGGCAGGUACUGUGUGGCUGACUCUUGGGUGAAUUUUGAUGGAAGAAAAUUGAGGUUGUGGUGCAGAGAGUGAGAGCGGAUAGCCUCAGAUUUAUUACUCCACGGCCGGGGAGGAAAGAAAAACCACAGAGGAAGGUGCUUGCUGUGGAAGCAAAGCGUUGCAGGAAGAGACUUAUCUUGCCUGUUAAACCCUGCCAAAAAAUCUGUAUGUAUCACUACAGAUAGUCUGCUCUUCCCCCUAGAGCUUUUCUUUUAAAGGUGCUCCAUCCCAACCCUGAGCCAAAGAUGGAUCGUAAUCUGCGAGCUUGAUAUGCAGGAAAGAUAGUGCAGACUUGAACUUUUCCCUGAAAAUUCAUAACAGAAAUAGCUGGUGUUGAAAUCGCUGUUUCUUAUCCAGUCAAAUGGAUUCAUUAGAAUGUUUUCUUGUUUCAAAGCAAAGCCACACAGAUGCCUGACAUAACAUGAAUAGUAUUUGCAUGCCUUGUAAAAUUAUUUAUAUGCAAUAUAAACUGUUUUAGCUAUAGUCUCUGAUUAACAUUUUGAUUUGAAAUGACUGGAGCUUCUUAUAUUUUUUUCCAGUGCUCAUAAUAAUUUAAGGAUGCUAACAUCUUUUUGACUCUGUAUGUUGUAAAGAGAACACAAGAAUAAAAGCCAUAAGCACAGCUGUUGAGCAGUAAACCCAGCUGAAAAUAUC
This is a messenger RNA of Poeciliopsis prolifica (blackstripe livebearer), 4865 nucleotides long. It is a transcript of the gene mpz, whose product is annotated as myelin protein zero. Gene Ontology annotation, biological process: myelination. NCBI's taxonomy places the organism in Eukaryota, Metazoa, Chordata, Actinopteri, Cyprinodontiformes, Poeciliidae. Gene Ontology annotation, cellular component: membrane. Bases 195 to 881 code for a protein of 228 amino acids. The transcript has 6 exons. The record is from RefSeq and is a predicted model, not a curated record.